Molecule: messenger RNA, 864 nt
Organism: Trypanosoma rangeli
Lineage: Eukaryota; Euglenozoa; Kinetoplastea; Trypanosomatida; Trypanosomatidae
Exons: 1
Coding region: 1-864 (287 amino acids)
Source: RefSeq, a predicted model, not a curated record
AUGGCCUGUCGCUGGGGCGGCUGUAGCUUUGUGCUACUACAGAAGAAGCAGACUGCGGCAGCCUACAUGACGAGCGCGGGUAAAAUUGGAAGUGAGGAGAAGUGGGCACAGGCGGCGAUGGAGUACUUGCACGAGAAGAGGCUGUGUAACGACAGUCGAAAAAGGCAGCACGAUGUGGACAACGAACGCCGUGUCGCGUUGGCGUUCGACCGGUACUGUGCAGUUAAUGAGAAAACCUUUGCCGAUCGCAUGUCUCGUCUUGCUACCCGCAUGACGGAGGCUCUGGAGGCAAUGACGGAGCUUGGCAUGGAGCAGGCGCGUGAGGAGGCGCUGCUGCUGUCGUCUGAACAGCCCCCUGGUAACUACCGCCGCCCCUCGCUGACGCCUCCAGUCCCUGGAUAUGAGCCAGGAUACGGGUUGGACGUGCCUCAGCUUUGCUCCCAGCAGGCGGAGUAUCCUCCAGUUGUUCGUCCGACAGAUGCGUUGGAAUUUGGCACAGAUGCAGACCCUUCGUUUCCGUUUGUGGACGCGCACCGUAUAGAAGACCUGACGGCGCUCUGUGCGCGGAAGCUGGAGGAGUGGCAUGGCGAGAUACGUGAGGCCGCCCCAUUGACAGGGGUUGAGGGUGAGGCGUGGGAAGCGUAUGUGGCGCUGCAGAAGAAGGCUCUCGCGCGGCAGCAACUUAUUUUUGACCUCUGCAAUAACCCAGAGCUCCGGGAGCAGUAUGAUGCGGAUUCCGAAUUUAGGGAGCAGCAGUGGGCGGAGCGUGGUAUGUUACCGCUUGAGAUUAACGAGGAAGAGCUACGGGAGGUGGAGCGUCACUACGCACAGGAACCCGCGUAUCAUGCGUUUAGAAAAUUCUGA